AUGACCGACGAAGGAACCAGCAAGACGUUGGAAGAUCCUUCAGUUUGGGAGGACAGUGUAAGUAUUUUAUUUGUUUUAAUUUUAUUAAUGUAGUUAAGUAUAAAAUAAACUUUUGUUUUUUUUUUUUUAUAUAUAUAAACAAUAACAAUUAUUGUUUAUGCAUCUGUCAAUAGGAUCGGGUUGAGGAUGAGAUUUUACUCAUGUCUAAUGAAGAAAUAACAUCGCGUACUCGUUUACUAGACAAUGAUAUCAAAGUUAUGAAAAGUGAUGUAAUGCGUAUAUCGCACGAAUUACAGUCACAAGCUGAUAAAAUAAAAGAAAACACUGAAAAAAUCAAAGUCAACAAGACACUACCUUAUUUGGUGUCUAAUGUUAUUGAGUUAUUGGAUGUUGACCCCCAAGACACUGAAGAAGAUGGUGCUGUAGUUGAUUUGGAUAGUCAAAGAAAAGGAAAAUGUGCAGUCAUCAAAACAUCUACGAGACAAGUUAGAAAAUGAUUAAACAUAUUAUUGUGCUAAUGUUUCUUUUUUUAUUUAUCCUAUUCUUAUAUUAAUUUCAGACUUAUUUCUUACCUGUUAUUGGUCUUGUGGAUCCAGAACAAUUGAAGCCAGGUGAUUUGGUUGGUGUUAACAAAGAUUCUUAUCUAGUAUUAGAAACAUUACCAGCUGAAUAUGAUGCUCGUGUUAAAGCUAUGGAAGUCGAUGAAAGACCUACUGAGCAAUAUGUAGAUAUUGGUGGCUUGGACAAGCAAAUUCAGGAGGUAAAUUAUUUAUUAUAUUUAUGUUCCAUUAAGUUAUAACUAACACUUAACAUAUAAUCCAACAAUUGUAUUCUAGCUAAUUGAAGCUGUGGUGCUUCCCAUGACUCACAAAGAAAAAUUCCUUAAUCUUGGUAUACAACCGCCAAAAGGAGUUCUUUUGUACGGUCCACCUGGUACUGGAAAAACACUUUUAGCACGAGCAUGUGCUGCUCAAACAAAAUCAACGUUUUUAAAACUCGCUGGUCCACAAUUGGUACAAAUGUUUAUUGGUGAUGGAGCUAAAUUAGUACGCGAUGCUUUUGCUCUUGCCAAAGAAAAAGCACCUGCCGUUAUAUUUAUUGAUGAACUUGAUGCUAUUGGUACCAAACGUUUUGAUUCCGAGAAAGCUGGCGAUCGAGAAGUGCAGAGAACAAUGUUAGAACUUCUUAACCAGUUGGAUGGUUUUAGUUCAACAGCAGACAUUAAAGUAAUCGCUGCUACAAACAGAGUGGACAUAUUAGAUCCGGCAUUGUUGAGAUCUGGUAGAUUAGAUCGAAAAAUUGAAUUUCCACAUCCCAACCAAGAAGCUCGUGCUCGUAUUAUGCAGAUUCAUUCAAGAAAAAUGAACAAAGUUGAUGUAAACUUUGAAGAACUUUCAAGAUCUACUGAUGAUUUUAAUGGAGCUCAGUGCAAGGCCGUUUGUGUUGAAGCUGUAAGUUGAUUUCUGUUAUGAAAUGUAAAAUUACAAAUUAGAAAUUUAUUGAAUAUUAAAACAAAUGCCAAAUUGGUCUACAGUUGACGUUACAAAUUCUAUAAUUGAAAUGUGUACAAAUUUUCUUUUAAAUCAUUUUCAACAAGUUUCAAUCUAUGCUUUGUCCUUAACUGAUACCAGUUUUAAUGAUUUGUUUGUUUAAUAUUUUUAUUUUUAUCAUGACAAAUUACAUGUCCUGAUUUCUCUUAAGUUUAAUCAUUAGUCUUUCAAAUAUAUGACAGCAUAUUUGAAUUCAAAAAAUACAACUUUGCAUCAUAUUGUGUUGUUAGUUUUAAUAUUAUAGUGAAUUAACCCAUUAUCAAACUUAAGAUAAGAAAAUUGUCUGUACAGUGUUGUCUUUUUUCUUGAUAUAUGCAAGUUUUAGGUGAUUUACUCUUGAUUGUUAAAGAAAAAAUUAGCACUGACAUCGCACAGUUAAUUUUUUUAUCUUUCAGUAUGUUAAUAUUAAACUCCCUUGUUCAAUUCACUCUGAUAUUAAAAUUAAAAGCACUAUACAAUAGAACCUCAUUAAUCUGGACUAAUUGGAACUCUAGGUUAUCCAAAUUAAUGAAAGUCCAGAUUAUACAAGAUAACCAAAAACUUACUUUUUUUUUACUAAUAAAAUUAUCUAACUUCAACAACUAAAGAAAAACGUGUUUUAUAUAAAAUGUGUAAUAGGUAUGUUAAUUUAUUUGUUCCAAAUUCAACAAGAUAGGCACGAUCUUUGAAAUACUAAAUAUCUUUGUUUCUAGACAGUCGGAAAAAACAAAUUAUCUGUAGAAGCCCCUUACCAGCAUUAUCUUGAAUUUUCUACUUGAAUUUGAAUUUUAUUUUAACUAAUAGGUAUAUCUUAUAACUAUUUUGCUCGCCCGUUAAUAAUUAUUAAUACAAUUUUGCAGUGACCCCCUUAGCAGUUAACCAGGUCCACUAAGUCCUUGCUACAUUAACAAAUUGAAUUAAUGAUUUUGUAAUAUUAUAUUAUUACAAUAAUGUAUACUACAUAUUAUAAAUAUGUUUUUAAUUGCUAUUGCAAUGUUACUACAAGUUGCUAUAUUGUGUUAUUAAUAUUUAUCUUAUGCGUGUAAUUUUAUCUUGCUGAACAUUAAUAUUAUAUUGUGAUAUAUCGCUCAUCCAACCGAGGAUUCUCCAUCUAGAUGAAGCAGACCAAGUAAUAUCUUUUUAUUUGUCAUCAGAAUUCAGUGUUCUACAUGCAUUUUUUUAAAUUAUCUUUUUACGAUCCAAAGCCAAACAAAUACCAGUAAUUAGAUUCCAUUUUCGUUCAAUUUUUUUUAUUUAUUUCUUUGGUAGUUAAUAUGAUGAAUAAUCACUUCAACCACAUUUUUAUUUCUUAGGGUCAGAGAUAGUAUCAUCACAUAUUUUUUUCUACUUUUUAUUUCAUUUUUCAUUUUAGAUUGAGACACUUAAACAUUUACAUUGUCGUUUUUAAUUGUAUGAUUUCUUUUUUUUACACACUUUUUUCUUAGAAUAAAAAAUAUUGAUAUAAAAAUAUAAAUCUUUUUUACUUAGCUGAAAUUAAUAUUACCAGAAGAACAAUAAAAAGAAAAACCCAGGUCUACCCUAUUAUGUAUACUAAAAAUGAAAUACUAACUAAAUAUAAAUAAAUUUUACUUCGAAAAUUAAAAAAUUUUUAAUUUAUCUUUUCAGGGAAUGAUUGCACUGAGGCGAGGUGCAUCAACUGUUACUCAUGAAGAUUUUAUGGACGCUAUCAUGGAAGUGCAAGCUAAAAAGAAAUCUAAUUUGAACUAUUACGCUUAA
Messenger RNA from Cinara cedri, 3266 nucleotides. The record is from the annotation of a GenBank genome assembly. Lineage: Eukaryota; Metazoa; Arthropoda; Insecta; Hemiptera; Aphididae.